ACACACAAACGAAAUCAUUUCCCGAUGUGUCUCCCGAAGUCCAUUGAAGUUGCUUAGUCACGAGAAACUCAGCCAGGAGGAGGAUUUUUGGUGGUACAUCUCAUUGGUUGACCAAGUAGUGGGUUUUUCUUGUAUAGUUUCAGUAGUAACUGGACUGCUAUAUGCAUGCCAUGGCGACACACGCGAAGCCUGUUCUUUAUGGAUAUUUUAGAAGUUCAUGCUCUUGGAGAGUCCGGAUAGCGUUUGCAUUGAAAGGCAUUGAAUAUGAGCAAAAGUCAGUAAAUCUCAUCAAGGAUGGUGGGCAACAGCUAACAGAUCAGUUUAAGGCAAUAAACCCAAUGCAGCAAGUGCCUGCAGUCACCAUUGAUGGCAUCACCUUGUCUCAGUCGUUGGCCAUCAUCCAGUACAUUGAGGAAACUCGUCCAGAGCCCCGCCUCCUGCCAGCAGACCCAAAGCAGAGGGGUCAGGUCCGCAUCAUCUGUGACAUCAUCGCAUCUGGAAUCCAGCCCCUCCAGAAUCUGUAUGUGCUUCAGAAAAUUGGAGCAGAUAAGGUACAGUGGGCUCAACAUUUCAUCAACCGAGGAUUCGAGGCCUUAGAGCCUAUUCUGAAGCAGACGGCAGGGAAAUACUGUAUUGGUGAUGAGAUAUCCAUGGCAGAUAUUUGUCUUGUGCCUCAAGUCUACAAUGCUGAAAGGUUCAAGGUGGAUAUGUCCCAGUUCCCUACUAUCAGAAGGUUAAACCAGACCUUAAUUGAGAUCGAUGCUUUCAAAGCCACUCAUCCAUCAUGUCAGCCUGAUACUCCUGAUGAUUUGCAGGCAUAAUCUGAAUAAUGAAAUCAAUAAAACACUUUGAUAAUC
Molecule: messenger RNA, 857 nt
Organism: Sinocyclocheilus anshuiensis
Lineage: Eukaryota; Metazoa; Chordata; Actinopteri; Cypriniformes; Cyprinidae
Gene: gstz1
Product: glutathione S-transferase zeta 1
Exons: 9
Coding region: 162-821 (219 amino acids)
Biological process (GO): L-phenylalanine catabolic process; glutathione metabolic process
Cellular component (GO): mitochondrion; cytoplasm
Molecular function (GO): maleylacetoacetate isomerase activity; glutathione transferase activity
Source: RefSeq, a predicted model, not a curated record